This is a messenger RNA of Penicillium robsamsonii, 1461 nucleotides long. Its product is annotated as Zn(II)2Cys6 transcription factor domain-containing protein. The record is from RefSeq and is a predicted model, not a curated record. The transcript has 2 exons. Lineage: Eukaryota; Fungi; Ascomycota; Eurotiomycetes; Eurotiales; Aspergillaceae. The coding region runs from base 1 to 1461 and encodes 486 amino acids. Gene Ontology annotation, molecular function: DNA-binding transcription factor activity, RNA polymerase II-specific; zinc ion binding. Gene Ontology annotation, biological process: regulation of DNA-templated transcription.
AUGGACUCCCGUCGACGUCAGCUUCAUAGCUGUGAUCCCUGUCGCAAGGGCAAAAGAGGCUGCGACGCACCUAAAGAACGACAAAAGAAUGCAUUCAGUUCCUGUUCAAACUGCACACGAUGGAAGAAGGAGUGCACAUUCAAUUGGAUUUCUUCAAAAGACCUGGACGCAGGAUCGACAGGAAGUCGAAAGCGGAUAAAGUCCAACACGGGCACAGCCAUCAUAGGCUCAAUUGACGAAGUUCAUGAUGAGAUACUACGCUCUGCACAAACGCAUCCUGCCGAUUUCGGAGAAUUACCAGAAUUGCUUGGCUCCCUUGAACCCUCAGGUUACGCUUCAUCUUCGUCCUCCUCGCACACGGAAAAUCACUUUCUCGAGUCAUCCCGAGUACACAAUUUAACUGAUGCCCAGGGUCAAUUGUCUCCUUGGGAGAUGAAUAUCCCGUACGAUUUACAAAUUAACAACUCAAACCCAUAUGCAUCUCCGGAGUCCUCUGUGGGAUCCGACGCCCAGGCUGGACUUUUUGUUGUGCCACCAAAUUCUGUCGGGAGGCCGUACAGCUUGUUACCACCACGGGAAUAUGGACUCACCCCUCCUCUCGCAUCAACGGGUUCACCGUGGAAACAGAGUCGACAUAAACAUCCAUCUGAAUCUGGGUCUGACCUAAACUCAAACCAAGAGCCACAACUGAACAUUUGCAUUGCUUCCGAAAAUGCAGCUAAGCAAAACGCUCGUGCAACGAUGUCACGCAACUUGAUCCGCAUUUAUCACGAUAGCAUGGAGAAUGCUUUGUCAUGCUGGUUGACUGAGCACAACUGCCCUUACAGCGACACAAUCAGUCAAUUGUUUCCUCAUCGAGAGAUGCAAGAAUGGGGUCCGAGCUGGUCAAACAGAAUGUGUAUUCGGGUUUGUCGGCUAGAUCGUGUAUCAACCUCAAUACGCGGUAGAGCUUUAAGUGCAGAAGAGGAUACGAAGGCGGCUCGAGCGCUUCAUCUGGCGAUUAUGUCGUUCGCAUCGCAGUGGACUCAACAUGCACAGAAGGGCACUGGUGCGUCGGUUCCCUCGGCAAUCGACUAUGAUGAGAGAUCUAUCCGAGAGAAAGUUUGGAAUGAGGCACGACACGCUUUGGAAUAUUCGAGCACCAUCCCGUCCUUCCGUGUCGCGUUUGCAAACAUAAUUUUCUCUUUGACGCAAAGUCUGCUAGACAGAGGACAGGAAGUAAGCUUGGGUGAGCUUUUGGACAAUGAUCGCGCACCUAUAUAUCUAGAAACUGCCAAUCGUCAAAUCUUCACUUUCCGACACAAGUUCACAAGAUUGCAACGAGAGGCUGCCAUUAAAAUGAGAGAGCUUGGGGGGUCUCGAUCGACCCGACAACGGCAAACGCUCCAGGGAUUCAACAACCUUCAGAGCCUCGGCAAAUCGAUCCACUUCUGGCUAGCCAAGAACACCGCACUACGAUAG